Messenger RNA from Ostrinia furnacalis (Asian corn borer), 3215 nucleotides. RefSeq names its product clavesin-2. Gene Ontology annotation, cellular component: membrane. The transcript is spliced from 6 exons. The record is from RefSeq and is a predicted model, not a curated record. Bases 596 to 1477 code for a protein of 293 amino acids. NCBI's taxonomy places the organism in Eukaryota, Metazoa, Arthropoda, Insecta, Lepidoptera, Crambidae. Gene Ontology annotation, molecular function: phosphatidylinositol bisphosphate binding.
UAUCAUUUUAAAAACAAUAAACAAACUGCUUUUAAAAAGUACGAACCUGAAAGAAAUUAACACUGGCCAGAUAAAAGAUGUGAGGAAAAAAUAAACAAAGAACGAGGAACGUCAAAAAAGGCGCCAUAAUUUUCUCCGUUCGAAACAAUUGAAUUGCAAUCAACAAAUUAAUACAUCAUUUUAAAAAUAAAAGACUCGCGAUGUCAAAAAAGGCGCGAUAAUUUUCGCUGUUCGAAACAAUUGAAUGACAAUUAAUAAGGUUGUAUUUUAAAAAAUAAAGAAAAGACGCACUGUGUCAAAAAAGGCGCGAUAAUUUUCAACGUCCGAAACAAUUGAAUGGCAAUUUAGUAUUUAAAGUAACGGCAAGGCGUUGCAGUAACAUACGAGGUUAUUAUGGCGAGUUUUUGAGACGGACCGUGACGCGAACCGGAUUGGUCAUAGUACUCGUAUCGCUAUGAACUUGCGUCGGUGUAGUAGCGAUUAGAUAGUUUUUGUUGUGGAUCGCGCAUGCGCGGGCGCACAAACAAUGCUGUGACACAGUGACGAUUUAUUUGGAUUUUGUUUGACACUGCAGUAGAAGUACCAGGACCACAUAAUGUACGAGCGGUUCCUGGAAAUAGCCUUCGAGGCCGAGCUUAACACGAAGGAGGACCCUGAGCUAUACGAGCUCGCGUACGAGCACUGCCAUGAGGACCUCAACACCAGGGAGGCAUCCAUUGAGGAGCUCCGUUCAAUGAUAUACGAGCGAGGCGAGUGCUUGCCCUUCAGAAUGGAUGACUCGUUUCUGCUGAGGUUCUUGCGAGCCACCAAGUUCAUAGUUCCUAAGGCUCACAGACUGGUAGUUCGAUACUGUGCGUUCAGAGACCAGUACCCAUACCUCUACAAGGAUGUGGACAUGUGGGAACUGGUGAAGGUCAAGGAUGCCUACGAGGGCUCCAUGCUGGACCGCCCUGACGUCGGCAGACUGUCCAUCUUCAGAUUCGGAAUGUGGGACCCCAGCGAGUUCCCUGUGGAAGACCUGGUCCGUGCGGGCAUGCUGAUGAUGGAGAUCGGACUCCGGCAGCCGAAGCUGCAGGUGAUCGGCGGCACCGUCAUCGUGGACUUGGAAGGCAUCACUUUGAGGCACGUGGCUACCUUGACGCCAACUGUGGCGUACCAGAUUGUUGGGUUACUUGGGUUAGCAAUGCCUUGCCGCCUAAAGGCCUGCCACUUCGUCAACUACUCCUGGAUCAUCAACACCUUCAUAUACCUCUUCAAGCGCUUCAUCCCGAGGAAGUCCUGGGACAAAAUCCACUUCCACGGAUACAACUUAAAGUCUUUACAGGAACAUAUCGACCCAGAAUGCCUUCCAGUCAGGUAUGGAGGCACGUGUAGAAAUGUAUCCAAUUUCGGAAUAUGGCUGACUAAGAUCAAGAAGUACAGAGACAGUACCCUUGAUCAGGAGCUGAAGAAAGUAGGGUAUAUGGUUAAAGAGUGAUUAAGCAGAUUUCUGAUAUAAAAAAGCUGUAAAUAAAAUACAAGAUCUGACAUAUAUUUCUAUGAGACAUCUAUGAAAUCUACAGUAAAUUAUCUGACAAAACAAAAUAAAAAUAAAUAAUAUAAGUUCCUAAAUAACGUAUCAACUUUGGACUCGGAAAGUGCUGAAAUAAGAUAUUUAAUUACAUACAUACUAGCUCUUAUAUUCAUGAACACUGUCAGUUUUAUAACUAAGCGAAGCUAUAUGAAGUUACUGUGCGUCAUCACUUUCUCAAAGAUUAAUUUAAUUGAAAUGAAGAAAAAAACUGUGUUUUGGCUAAAAAGAUUUCGUAAAAUCGUACAAUUUAGAAACGGUGUACGAAUAUCUAAUAUAAAAAAAUCAUAGUCCAAAUUUUCUAUGACAGGGCAUAAUAAAUCAAAUCAAAUCAAUAUUUAUUUAUUCAGUUUAGACCAAUAUUUUGGCACUUAUGAACGUCAAAACAAAAAAAGGUAGCCCAUAAAGGUAAAUAAUGAGACGAGAAAAGGGCAUGCAAGAAGAAAAUAUAAACAACAUAAUAAUACUAUUAUACUACCUGAUCUCAACUACUAAUGAGCUUGUAAAAAUAAAUAAUAUAAUCCAUAAUACCAGUCAUAACAAAUAAAACAUUAAUCACAGAAAUAAACGUUCAAAUAAAUGUGCCACUAAGUAAAUAAUGGAAAUGCAUUAAAUAAUCUAUUAUUUUUAAUUAUAGUUAAGAUUCAGUCAAUGAUUCUAUUACUUGGGUAGUUAGGUUAGUAAUUCAGUCUUUUUAUAUUUAUAUUUAAGAAACUAAGUUUAGAUAUAACAAGAACAAAAGUACAAGACAAACAUUUAAAUCUUUCGAGGGGACAUGAAAAACAGCACAAGCUAAAGACGUACGUAGUUCUAAAGGUGAGAAUAUACUUAGAGCAUUUCCAUGUAUAAUGUAACGUUCUUACGUGUAGUAAAACACAGGUAAAUUGUAAGCCCAAUGGUACGUGAAAGGCUGAGGUUCGUUGUUCUGUUACAAGUGCUCUAGCUAGUCUAUAAUCACCUUGAUAUGUUCAAAAUCAAAAUCAAAAAUAUUUAUUCAUUUUAGACUACAAGUGGCACUUAUGAACGUCAAAAUAUAGUAAAUAAUAAAAAAGAAAAGGUAGCCCUUAUGGGGCACUUUACAUGUCUCCUUAUCUUAUCUUUUGUAGUUACAAUAUAAAUAUACCAUAAUAUAUUACGAGUAUGUGCUGUUGUAGUCUACAAUAAUAUUAUAUGUACUGAGAUUUUAAUUAGAACAAGUGACAAUAAAUGUAAUUUUUGGAAUAUUAUAACUACCUUCGGUGCUCGCUCAGAUUAUUAUAUCGCAGUGUUUUUCAACCUGUGGGUCGCGACCCCCCGGGGGGUCCGAAGCCUCUAUAGGGGGGUCGUAAAAUCUGCCUCAGUAAAAAAAAUAGUAAGGUUUUAAGAUAGAUUUAUCCAAAAUCUAAUUAUGCAAAUGCGUAAAUGUUGUAUGGAUUGAAAUAUUCAGUCCCUACAAUAUCUUUGUAACAUUAAAAAAUGCAUGAAAAAAAAGCAAAAGGUCGGGGGUCGCAAAAUAUAUUUUUCAUAGGUACUUGUCAUGAAAAAGGUUGAAAAACACUGUAAUAUCGUAAUGAAAUAUGUAGGUAUCUCCUUUUUGUAACGUAACAAUGUUUUCAAACAUAAUAUUUCAGUAACUGAAAAUGUGAUGUAUUUUUGUAAGGCUUUA